Molecule: messenger RNA, 696 nt
Organism: Letharia columbiana
Lineage: Eukaryota; Fungi; Ascomycota; Lecanoromycetes; Lecanorales; Parmeliaceae
Exons: 4
Coding region: 1-696 (231 amino acids)
Biological process (GO): L-cysteine catabolic process
Molecular function (GO): cysteine dioxygenase activity; ferrous iron binding
Source: RefSeq, a predicted model, not a curated record
AUGACUGAUAUCAUCAAGAGCGCCGAAAAGCCCUCAACGAACGCACAAGGUCAAAAGCUUGAUGGAUUCCACAGCCUCGUCCAGGAGCUCAGCGGGUACAUGGAUACAGCACAGAGUUUAGCUUUCUCGGAAAUCUGCGAUCCGAACGCCGUAAUCCAACGGAUGGAAGAAUAUCGCUCAGAACGUUUGGAUUGGGCGAAAUACGCUCAUGGGGAUGGGGGUCUGUGUUUCACGAGGAACAUGGUUGAACGCGGUGCCGGCAAGUGUAACAUCCUCAUUUUAGUCUGGACUCCAGGCAAGGAAAGCCCGGUACAUGAUCAUACUGGAUCACAUUGCGUGAUGAAAAUCCUUCAAGGAUCAUUGAAAGAGACACAAUACAAGUGGCCAGAGCGAAAGGUGACCGAAGAAUGGCAGCAUUCGCCUCUGCAGGUUCAAAAAUCAACACUGUUGAGUCGAGAUGAUGUGGCCUAUAUCUCGGACAAUCACGGGCUUCACAAAAUCAUGAAUCCUGACCCCGAGGAAUAUGCCGUAUCUCUGCAUCUGUAUGCUCCCCCGAACGCUGCGACAGAAGGGUGUCAGGUCUUUGAUGAGGAGACAGGAAGAGCGAAGCAUGUGAUCCAGUAUGACCUUUAUUCCGAGAUGGGUCAAAGGCUGAAGUGCGGGAAAACAUGCGGACAAAGUGUAAUGGGGCCUUGA